AUGAUGUCCUCAUUUCAUACGCCUGCAAACCACAACGCAUAUUUAACAGAGCAGAUGCAUCAAGGCGCAUCAAAUUAUGGCUGGGCAAGUCGGCAGCCUUAUAAUCUUCAGCCCUCUGUUGCAGUGACCGGGCAGUCUCUGCCGCACCCACAACCUGUUCCUUCUCCCAGCUUUCCUAGCAGGUAUGAUAACAAUGCCUUUCAGAGCAGCCAUCUGCAGGGCUACUAUCCCCAGACUGGCUUCUCACAGCACUAUCCCUCUUCCCAGUCCCCUGGCAGAGUCUACCAGCCUAGAAGGGCGCCAGUAAUACCGUCUGUUCCCAGCAAUACUCUCCUAAGUAAUCCUCCGUCAUUUCCAGAACAACAAAUGUUGCAUUCGUCACCGUCAUACGUGCUUAAUCACUCAGAGUACUAUUUACCUGAAUCUUCUUUGCCCCAACCGAUCAGUCCUCACCGAGUAUCGGUGCCAGCAAGCUCUCAUGCUCCUUCUUUGCCGACUCCUGAGACCGUCUACUCUUCGCCCGAACCGGCUCCUACAUCAUCAGAACCCGAACGCCAGAUCCCGGUCACCAGCUCCCGACCGCGGCCCCAAUGCUGGGACCACGGGUGCAAUGGUCGUGAAUUCUCGACUUUCAGCAACUUACUGCGCCAUCAGCGAGAGAAGUCCGGUGUGAUUGCUAAAGCAGAAUGCCCCAUCUGCGGCGCUGUUUUCACUCGAACCACGGCUAGAAAUAUACACGUGGCUCAGGGGAAAUGUAAAUCUACCGGAAGGGAGGCCCCGGUAGGGUGA
Molecule: messenger RNA, 789 nt
Organism: Monascus purpureus
Lineage: Eukaryota; Fungi; Ascomycota; Eurotiomycetes; Eurotiales; Aspergillaceae
Source: the annotation of a GenBank genome assembly